This is a messenger RNA of Paramecium tetraurelia, 645 nucleotides long. RefSeq lists its product as uncharacterized. Lineage: Eukaryota; Ciliophora; Oligohymenophorea; Peniculida; Parameciidae. The transcript has 2 exons. The record is from RefSeq and is a predicted model, not a curated record.
AUGAGAUUAGUGUUCUGGAUUAUAGUGUUUUUAGGUCUAGUCUAGGCUAUUCCAAAGAAGCAAAUAUCAAUACAUAGUAAAUACAAUACGCCGAUAAAUGCUCAAGAUGUUAAAUUAAGUGAAGUAGAUUUAGCCCUUUAUCAAAAUGAUAUGUAAUAAAUUGGCCAAAAGAAUCACUUGAAAUCUGAAAUUACAAAUUGGAUGCAGGCAAAGACAAGUCUAUUAGAAUAGUUGUCGACUUUUUACAAUUGCUUUGAAAUAUUUUUGUCUAAGUAACAAUAAAUAGGAAUUUUGUUGGUUUGCAUAAUAUGCUUUGCAUUUUAUUUGAUGGUGAAAUCUGAAGAUAGAAAUAUGAAAUAGAAGAAGUAGAAUACCAAAAAGAAAUAGAAAAAUUGUUAGCAAGAUGUCAUAGUGCAAAUAUUGACUGAUUCUCUUAUUGCGAAAGAACAGUCCCCACUUCCAUAGGUUUCAACCAUCAAUGGAUCGCUUCACUUAGAAGAAAGAGUUAAUAAAUCAGCUGAUUAAAUGAAAAACAAUGGGCAAUUUAGUUUGUUUAAACGAUCCAAUUCGUAGCCGAUCAUUUAACCCAAUUUGCCUGAUUAUUCUGCUGAAGAGAUCAAUAGUUUAUUGAAGGACAUUAGCUGA